UCUCUCUCUUUUGAGAAAUGCCUGAAUAAUUUGAUGCGGUUGGAGAAAAACGGCAAGUUAUGCGUGCACACUUUUGAUUUUGAAUUGGUCUACUUUGUUUUUCUACCUUGUUUUGUUUCUUCAUAUUAGAACUUGACAUUCUGCUGUGGUGGAAUGUCUGUGCUGUAUGGAGUAAACCCCGUGACUAAGUAAAUAUAUAAUUUCUUCAAACACACAGAGCACUGCCCUUUGAGAUAAAAUGGGUGAAACAAGACGACGAGCUGUUAAAAUAGUUAUUCAGAUAACUUGCCAACUUCUAUGGCUGGCAGGUCUGGUGGUAGGUCUGAGUGGUAUGUACCUGUUGUUGAACUACAGACACAAUGGCCUCUUCUUUGCCCACACAUACAUCAUCCUCCCAGCAUGCCUAGCUCUGGCCAGCGCUACUCUCCUAUUGGCCAGCGGAGGACUGGGCAUCUGGGUGUCCCUCAGAAAGUCAGCCUUGCUACAGGGUGUGUUUGUCUAUCUGCUGGUCAUGGUUUUCUGCCUGGAGGCAACUGCUGCUGCUCUGGCCUAYGUCAACGCAGGAAAGGUGGAUUCUGAGCUGGCUCCCUUCAGUAGUGUUUUUCAAAGAUACACAGGAAGAAGUCAGGACCCAUACUCUGAUGCUGUGGACGCCACACAGAAAGAGUUACAGUGCUGUGGAAUCUAUGACUACCGUGACUGGUUGGCCACGCCCUGGUUUAACCACAGUGGGCGGGGCAGUGUGCCUCACAGCUGCUGUAAUUCCACCUACCACACCUGUAACGGUACCCUAGAGCUGCCCGGGCUACUAUAUCCAAAGGGCUGCCAGGUGAAAGCUGGAGGAGGCCUUGCUUUUUGUUCUGCAUCUCAUCAUCUGGUCAUCGCUGGCAGUGGCGCUAGUGGAGACUGUAGGGUUUGUGAGUGUGGCUCAGCUGAUGAGGGACCAGCCUCUGUUGGAGUAUGGAAUACUAGACAGGGAGUGGGCCUGAACCAGAGUGGCAGAAAGUAUUCUGGACUGAAAAUCUGCUUUAGAUAUACAUAUACUAUGUCCUGGAAGUUGGUAAAGUUCAUGAUGCUGAGGACCUUAAAGGCCCUGUGUAGUCAAAAAUGUGAUUCCCCCCCCCAGUGUUUUAUAUAAUAAUUCCACACUGAAGUUGGAAGAAUACUGUGAAAUUGUGAAAAUGCUGAUAAUGCCCUUUUAGUGUAAGAGCUGUUUGAAAAGACUGCUCUCUAGGUGUGUGGGUGGGGGGUUAUAGUUGUCUGGGCAGCUCCAGAGCCCCUAGGGUACCAUUACAGGUAAUUGACGUAAUCAUCGCYGAUCUUGUUGGUGAAACUGCUUUAAAAGAGUGAUUAUCUUGCUUUCACUAAACUAAUGUAUACACAUCCGUGAAGGGAGGAAGGAAGCUGUACUCUAAAAGUGUUAAGUGUCCUACACUUCUGCAUACACUUCCUUCGUUUCAUAAGGAUCAACUGGAAUAUGUAAUGGCCUCUGUUUUGGUUGGUCUGUUUUGUUUUUGUUCACUGAUGUAGAUGCAUGCUUGUUAAAGAAACCACUCCAUCAAAAAAAAUGGUCAACAUGUCACAUGUCCAUCAGAUGACAUAUUAAUGACAUUUUUACACUACCCUGCACGGCUUUUGAGUAAUUGACUGGUUGAAACUAUGUUGUGUGGCUAUUGUUUGAUUGUAACUUACCAGUAUGUAGCUGGGUGAUUCUGCAAUUUAGSGCACUUUGGCCCUGCAAGCUUUCAGAAAUGAAAAGUUAUUGAACCAUCAUUUUACUAGUAUUAUAAUUGUCUUUGAUUUGUCUAGGAAUGUAUAUAUUUUUCUCAUACAGCCACAGACACAUUUUAUUUCCAUCACGUCAUUAAACAUCAAUUUUAGUUAAA
Salvelinus sp. IW2-2015 is the source of this 1886-nucleotide messenger RNA. It is a transcript of the gene tspan37, whose product is annotated as tetraspanin 37. NCBI's taxonomy places the organism in Eukaryota, Metazoa, Chordata, Actinopteri, Salmoniformes, Salmonidae. The record is from RefSeq and is a predicted model, not a curated record. Gene Ontology annotation, cellular component: plasma membrane.